GCUGGCCUGGUGACGUCAGCGACCAAUGGGUAAAAUGGCGGACACGGAAUUGAAUGUAGAUAACCUGAUAUCCCGACUUUUGGAAGUCCGGGGAUGUCGCCCUGGCAAGACGGUGCAGAUGACAGAGGCGGAGGUGCGGGGGUUGUGCCUGAAGUCACGGGAGAUUUUCCUGAGCCAACCCAUCCUCCUGGAGCUGGAGGCUCCGCUCAAGAUCUGCGGUGACAUCCAUGGCCAGUACACAGAUCUCCUCCGACUGUUUGAGUAUGGAGGUUUCCCGCCUGAGGCCAACUACCUGUUCCUUGGGGAUUACGUAGACCGUGGAAAACAGUCCUUGGAGACCAUCUGCUUGUUGCUGGCGUACAAGAUCAAGUACCCCGAGAAUUUCUUCCUGUUGAGAGGAAACCAUGAGUGUGCCAGCAUCAAUCGAAUAUAUGGAUUCUAUGAUGAAUGUAAACGGCGAUUCAACAUCAAGUUGUGGAAGACAUUCACAGACUGUUUCAACUGCCUCCCCAUUGCCGCCAUUGUGGAUGAGAAGAUAUUUUGCUGUCAUGGAGGACUGUCCCCAGACCUUCAGUCCAUGGAGCAGAUCCGCCGCAUCAUGAGGCCGACUGAUGUACCGGACACAGGUCUCCUGUGUGACCUGUUGUGGUCAGACCCAGACAAGGAUGUUCAGGGCUGGGGAGAGAACGACCGCGGAGUCUCCUUCACAUUUGGUGCAGACGUAGUCAGUAAAUUCCUCAACAGACAUGACUUUGACCUAAUCUGCAGAGCACAUCAGGUUGUAGAGGAUGGUUAUGAGUUCUUUGCCAAACGUCAGCUGGUAACGCUGUUCUCUGCCCCAAACUACUGUGGGGAGUUUGACAAUGCUGGAGGCAUGAUGAGUGUGGAUGAGACCCUUAUGUGCUCCUUCCAGAUUCUGAAGCCAUCAGAAAAGAAGGCGAAGUACCAGUAUGGUGGCCUGAAUUCUGGCCGACCUGUAACACCCCCAAGAACCGGCUUGCCUGGCAAGGGCAAGAAGUAAAACUCAAGUGGAGAAAAUUAUUUACUCUCAUUAGUGUUCUUGUGUACCUGUGGACCCUUAACUUUCAUUUGGAUUUAAGUCAUAUUGUAUGUUUUUAUGGAGGGGACUUCAUCAUUGUACAGCACUUGGACUAUGACAUUUGUACAAAGAUAAGGCAAGGCAUUUGCCUUCACAUAUCAUCUUAAUCAUCAGAACAGCUUGUAGCAUCCCCAGGGAGAACAAAGUGACACCUGGGGGGACCGCUGGAUAGUUGUCAAGCACCACAAUGUCUAUGUCAGUGUGUUGACGCAUAGCAAAUUUCAAAUCAUGAUUUUAUGUGGUAUUUUUCUUUCCAAUCUUACUAGCUUGACUGAGAGGACGUGAAACAGUUGAUGGUAUUUGAUAGAAGGGAGGGUGGGAGUGUUGACUUAGGUAGAAGGCAAGAGUGAGAGAAGAGAAAAUUGGAAGUGGCAGGUACAUGUACUUAUUGUCAAGUGGACAAGAGCAAUGUGAUCCAUUCAAAGGAGAGUAUUCUUCUCUGGUGCACAAAUAUUCCUUUCAGGUGAAAGUUGUAAAGAGGAUCAGAUGCCCAAUGCUAAAUUCCAUUCAAACCAAGAGCCAUAUAUAACAUGUACUUGAACAGAACCAUAACUUGUGUCAGAGAAGUUUAUCUGUCUGUAUCAGCUUGCCCUUGAUUCAGUGGGACCUUGAAGUGGUAAUGCACAGAGCCAUCAAGUAUUUCUCUGUGUAAGUCGAGUGUGCAGAUUCCUUGCAUGAAAGGGCACUAGAUGAAUCCCACUAGAUUACAUUCAUGAAGGUAGAAUGCCUUGCAACAUGUGUUCUACUUUGAUGAUAGCAUUGGAAUAGGAGACAUGGCCACGGAAGGCCAUGAUAAAAAAAUUGUAUAGAGUAGUGAUAUUAGGAUGUAGUUCAAAAUAUUGAUAUCUAUAUAGUGAGUAAGGAUACUACUGAUGCAAAGCAUGAGAGACAGAUUUUAUUGAGGAUAAUUAGAAGAUAGAAGUAUGUAAGUUAAAGUAUAAAGAAACUUGUCUUUCAUCUUAACACAUCACAGGUUCCUUACCAGUGAAAGAGGUCUGUUCUUAACUGUAUCCCAUGCAUUACUUCUCAACCUGGACAAGUUAACAAUGUAGAUGCAGUUCAAUAUUACAUUACAUAUUGUGUUUAUUAGUUGAAGCUUCCAAGAGUUGUAGGCAUAAGGUUUGCUUUUGCAUAUACAUGUAUUGUUAAUUGCCAUCUCUUCUGUUUCUUUUUUUUUAAUAACUGUGUUACAUACAAAAGAUAGCAAGUCUUAACUGAAAUGAUAGCAAAGACUAUUUGAAAAAGUGCCCAAGACAAGGCAGCUACGAGUGUAGCAAGUAUAUGAUGUUAUUUCUUACUACAGGGGAGCCUGUAUGUGUCUUUCAAGAGUUCCGCAUUGUUUUCUGAAGAUGAGUAGCUGUUCACAUUUUUUGCAGAAAGCAAUUUUUAACCUUUGAACACAAGACACUGAAUAAAUAAAAUAAAUAAAGACACUGACACUUUUAUGCCACCAGCUUUACCACAGAACUUAAUCUUAAUGUUCUCAGUCUGAAGUAAAAGAAAUUUGUCACUAGGAGAGAGGAAAAAAUAUGUUUUGGUAGAAAUAUAGAUGUAUCUCAUGGCAUCAGACAUGUUUGGCAUACUAGUAUUUAAGUCCCAAUUGGUCACCACCAUCACCAUGUACUGUACUUUUUGUUUGCAAAUACAAUGUACUAGUGUCACAUGUUAGAGGGAAUGAAAUGUUUGUCCUGUUCAAUGCUGUAUUCUAUUGCCAGUACACCAGAAGUACAUUGGUGGUCACAGAGAAAGCCUUACAUUUGAACAAGUAUGUGUGGUGAUCGUAGAACAUUUCGAAUAGCUUACUUUACUUUUGAUUUCAAACAACAUGUCUACUUGUAUGUGCAUGCUUUUGCAUGAUAUUUUUAAGGCAGAAGGCUUGUAGAUGCUUCAUUGCCUAAAGAUUGUUAACUUUCUCUAAAUGCAUGUGCCAUAAUCUAAACUUGUAAAAAUAAAAAUAAGCAAUGUUCAUUCUUCAGUCUGGACUGCAAAAGUGAUGAAAGGUUAAUGUGAAAAGGAAAAUAGAUGGGUUGAGAAGUACAACUGUAUGUAGAUUGUGUGUUAUUUUUGUGUGAAACACUCUGAAUUAUACUGUAGAGCUUAGGUGUUAUCUUGAGACAACACCAGUUUUGAUUUUAAGGAUAGCUUGCUAUGAUAAUUAUACAAUGUAUAUCCCUACAGUAAGAGAAAUGUGGGCAUUAAUUGUAUACAUGUAUUACAGAUGCUUUUCUUAUGACCAGUGAUUUCAUUGGAAACUGGCAAAAAAGUUAAUCAAUAUGACCUCAUUUCUUUGUGACUGAAGGAUUUUUCAUGCCUUGUAAACUCUCCUGUUUCAGUGUUACAUCAGUAGAAUGUUAAACUUCAGGAUUGAACUGAUGUGGCCUUUGGGUUUCCCUGCCCCUGUUGAAACCUAGCUAUAGUUGAAUUGUUACAUUUGUUUCUGAGACUGCAGCAUGUAACUUUGUAGAAGGGAUGUCCUUGGGAAGUGUACAUACUGUGUUCCAUGCAAUGUGUACAGGUUUCACAUCUCUCUAAUGUUGAACCUUUGUGAUGACUGGACAUUGAGAGUAAAAACAAUCACUUGUAGUGCACAUGCACUGGAAUAAAGGGACUGGAAAGCAA
Molecule: messenger RNA, 3718 nt
Organism: Branchiostoma belcheri (Belcher's lancelet)
Lineage: Eukaryota; Metazoa; Chordata; Leptocardii; Amphioxiformes; Branchiostomatidae
Product: serine/threonine-protein phosphatase PP1-beta catalytic subunit
Exons: 8
Coding region: 26-1021 (331 amino acids)
Biological process (GO): circadian regulation of gene expression; regulation of circadian rhythm
Cellular component (GO): nucleus; cytoplasm
Molecular function (GO): protein serine/threonine phosphatase activity
Source: RefSeq, a predicted model, not a curated record